Molecule: messenger RNA, 1323 nt
Organism: Dermacentor silvarum
Lineage: Eukaryota; Metazoa; Arthropoda; Arachnida; Ixodida; Ixodidae
Gene: Bug22
Product: cilia- and flagella-associated protein 20
Exons: 5
Coding region: 16-1017 (333 amino acids)
Biological process (GO): positive regulation of cell motility; cilium assembly; regulation of cilium beat frequency involved in ciliary motility
Cellular component (GO): ciliary basal body; motile cilium
Source: RefSeq, a predicted model, not a curated record
CUUGAUGAAAAUAAAAUGCUUGCAUGUGAUUUUCUACUCUGUUUUACUACCCUAAGUACGCAAGUGCAAAGCUGUUCUGGCCCUCGGCUUCCUCUGAGUAACAGAAGCAGAUCUCGAAGACCACGCUUUUGCGGACUGCAUGUAUGCUGUACUGCAUGCGCCAAACGGCCAAAAAUACGUCAUGACCGCCAUGUUUUAGAUGUCGUUUUACGUUUUGUGAUUAGCCAAAUUUAUGUUGGCAACACACAACACUGUCAUCCAUCGACCCAUGGUUGCUACGGCCGCUACGGCUAUCUUCGCGCCGCACAACAAACAUGCCCGUUACCAUGCUCAUUUCUUAUCCGAACUGUGCUUAAUGCGUUGUGCUUGCUUCCUGCUCCUUAUAUCCCGCUCGAAUUCAUAUUGCUUAGGCUUUCAAAAUGUUUAAAAAUACUUUUCAGAGCGGGUUUUUAUCAAUACUCUACAGCAUCGGCAGCAAACCACUUCAAAUCUGGGAUAAGAAGUCUUCACCAUUCACAGGUUAGAAAUGGACACAUCAAAAGGAUCACGGACAACGAUAUCCAGUCCUUCGUGCUCGAAAUACUGGGCACGAACGUCAGCACAACUUUCAUCACGUGUCCCGCUGACCCUCGGAAAACGUUGGGCAUUAGACUUCCUUUUCUCAUCAUGAUCGUGAAGAAUAUGAAGAAGUAUUUUACAUUUGAAGUUCAGAUUUUGGAUGACAAGAAUGUUCGUCGGCGCUUCCGCGCGAGCAACUUCCAAAGCACAACUAGGGUAAAGCCCUUCAUCUGUACUAUGCCAAUGCGUUUGGAUGAAGGCUGGAACCAAAUUCAAUUCAACCUGGCAGACUUCACACGCCGUGCCUAUGGGACGAGUUACGUAGAAACAUUGCGAGUGCAGAUCCAUGCAAACUGCCGUAUCCGACGGGUGUACUUUGCAGACCGGCUCUAUUCUGAAGAUGAGCUGCCUGCAGAAUUCAAGUUGUACCUGCCAGUCCAAGCUAGAGCUAAAGUUUGAAGUUCUUUGCAAUGACCAUGAACAGUCGUAUCGUCAUGUACAGCUCUCAUUUUGUCAUUUAUUUUUUUCGCACGUACUUUGUACAGCGGCUACUGUGUAUAUUACUAGCUUGUGAUCAGUAAUUCACAGCAACACAUACAUUUAUUAUUGGAUGUGUUGCUUAUUACGGAUGCAUUACUACUUUGAUGUGUUGCUGCAAUUAUUUUUCAAUACCCAUUUAGGGGUCAAUUCACGACAUUAUUCUGGCCCAGAAAAGGGGUCUGACUUUUCAAAAGACUGAAUAAACAUUGCACUAAUGGUUUCAAA